CCUGGGGAAGGUAUACCACGUGGAUAGGCAGGAAGGUGUGCACAGAAAGCUGCAGACUAUUCAAUCGCUUCAGUGUUGUGUGGCCUGAUCGAUGGGCGCAGCAGCACAGUCAAAAUGUCUGACAAACCCGAUCUGGCAGAAAUCGAAGGCUUUGACAAGGCCAAACUGAAAAAGACAGAGACGAAAGAAAAGAACCCCCUCCCUACGAAGGAAACGAUUGAGCAGGAAAAGAAAGGAGAAAGUGUAUCCUGAUGAAGAAGCACGAGAGACAUUUAGGCUUUUUUCCAUUUGGAAGAUGGCUGUUUGUUUUGACCGUUAAUUGAUUUCUUUACUUUUGAGAAAGAAAUGCUUCUUCCUCCAGGAGAGGCAGCACUCCAAACUGAACGGAUAGACUAAUACGACGAGACUGUCCUGCGAUAUUCUGGAUUGUUUGUUUCAAAGGAAUGUAACGCACCUUGGUUUUCCUAUAAUUUCCGGUAAUGUAUUAAAAAAAAAAUAAACGAAUUUUAAACAAAA
Messenger RNA from Polyodon spathula (Mississippi paddlefish), 516 nucleotides. It is a transcript of the gene tmsb2, whose product is annotated as thymosin beta 2. The coding region runs from base 115 to 252 and encodes 45 amino acids. NCBI's taxonomy places the organism in Eukaryota, Metazoa, Chordata, Actinopteri, Acipenseriformes, Polyodontidae. The record is from RefSeq and is a predicted model, not a curated record. Gene Ontology annotation, biological process: actin filament organization; regulation of cell migration. Gene Ontology annotation, molecular function: actin monomer binding. Gene Ontology annotation, cellular component: cytoplasm. The transcript is spliced from 3 exons.